UUAAAUCUACAGUAAGUUACUGGCAAACAGCUGACAGUAAUACUGUAAUUUCCAAAAGAGUCCCUUAAGAAUUAUCAUUUUGGAAAGAACCUUUAAAGUCAAAGAUUCUUCAAAGAACCAUUCCUUUCUUAUCUUUUUAUAACCUGAAGAACCUUUACAAAUAAUAUACAAAUAAAGGUUCUGUGGAUGCAGAGGGUUCAUACUGCCCAAAGAAUCUUUCUGAACCUUAUGUUUAAAAGUGUACCAUGGUAUAAAAAUAUGGAGACAACCAAAUGAGAUUUAAUUGCUUCACAAAGACUGAUUCUAAAUUUAUAAACCGUUCUAUAAAGCAAAACAUCCCGAGUCUGAACAUAUUGCUGUUUGAUGUUCCAUUGCGAGUGAAUCAUAAAAUGUUACUACGAGACCGGGGGCUUUUACCUCAUGGUGACGUUAAAGUGUUCCCCUCGACAAAUAUAAACAAUUUCUAAAUUUAGUCAUCUCAAAAGAGGCCCCCUGACGAUUCAUUUGACGCCAGUCACGUGUCAGCAUUUCGUGAGUGAGGUGGGGGGGUUACAUGUUGACAUAUAAAGCUGUUUCAAGGGCGAAUUCUGCAUAGAAGCGCGGGCGCGCGAACAGUGGCGUUCGGAGCGCACUGCGCAAUUGCGCGCGGCUUUUUUGCUUUUGCGAAUGAAAGCGGAAUAACUGUCCACGUUGUUAACUAGGUUCGUCCACAUUUUCAGAUCCACAGUGUUUGUCCAACUUAAUGGAUAUACCACCACUAAACUGGGGUCAUGGAGAGUUGUGCGUCGACCACGGACCCCCGCGCACCGGAGAAUAUCACGUCCUGGGGGCUCCGCCACGCACGAGCUAUAGUGAUAAAACGUUGUUCACCGUCAUGAACAGUGCAGGAGUUACGGUUCAAAGUUGCUGGAUAUAGAGCGGGGAACAUCAUGCACAUAGCGGAGCUCACGCUUUCCCUCCUGCUCGCGGCGAUCAUCGUAGUGUCGUUGCUGUCCAACGUGGUGGUGCUGAUUUGCUUCCUUUACAAUCCAAACAUCAGGAAGCAGGUGCCAGGGUUGUUUAUACUCAACCUGACUUUCUGCAACCUGCUUCUGUCCGCCUCCAGCAUGCCACUGACUCUUUUUGGGGUACUGAGUAACACGCAUCCUGGUGGGCAUGUGUUCUGUGAGGUGGUCGGGUUUUUAGACACUUUCCUGACCACCAACUCCAUGCUGAGUAUGGCAGCGCUGAGCAUCGACCGUUGGGUCGCCGUAGUGUUUCCUCUGAGUUAUCACUCUAAAAUCCGUCACCGGGACGCCGUGAUCGGUCUGGCUUACACGUGGGUCCACUCGUUGUCCUUCUCCGUGGUAGCGGCGUGCCUGUCCUGGGUGGGAUACCAUCAGCUGUACGCGUCCUGCACACUUUGUAAUAACAGUGCGAUCAACGCAAAAACGCAGUUUGCGGUUUACACGCUGGCACUGCACACGCUCACGUUCCUGCUGGUUUCGGUGGUGCUCUGCGUCACGUAUCUGAAAGUGCUUAAAGUGGCGCGCUUUCACUGCAAGCGCAUAGACGUGAUCACCAUGCAAACCCUCGUGCUACUAGUGGACAUCCAUCCUAGUGUUCGCCAGCGCUGUCUAGAAGAACAAAAAAGAAGGAGACAGAGAGCCACUCGCAAAAUCAGCACCUUUAUCGGAACCUUCGUCAUCUGCUUCACUCCGUACGUGAUCACCAGGAUUGUGGAGCUAUUUGUGACUGAGCCAUUUAAUCCAUAUUGGGGUGUGCUGAGUAAGAGUCUGGCAUACAGCAAAGCUGCAUGCGACCCGUUCGUCUACUCUCUUCUGCGACACCAGUACCGUCAGACCUGCAGUGACAUUGUCAAUCGGCUCAUGCAGCGCAGUUCCCUCAAUGCCUCUGGGCAUCAGCACGAAAAUGGAAAGAUUGGAAAGACUGACGAGAUCAGGAAAAUUAGAUGGUCCAAGGAAAUUAUAAAAGAUGAGGAAGGUGAAACCAGACCUACCGACUGAAGACCUGCUGUUGCUAUAGAGAUGAACAAUCACAAAGGUAGAGCUCUUACUGUGUGAAGAGAGAGAACAAUGAGGGCAACUGAGCCAGCGGGGUGCCAGGCUCUGCAUUUCUAAACUUAAAAAUAAAUCAAGAUUUUAACUGUAGCAAAGGAGAUUUUAGUAGCAACAUAAUUCUAUUUCUUUCUUUUUCAAUUUGUCCGUCUUUCAUUCUUUUUCGCGCUGUCCUUCUUUUAUUAUUUGUCGCUAUGUCAGUUUUUCAUUCUUUUUCGCUUUGUCCGUCUUUCAUUCUUUUUCGCUUUGUGCGUCUUUCAUUAUUUUUUGCUAUUGUCCGUCUUUCAUUUCUUUUAUCUCUGUCCUUCUUUCAUUCUUUUUUGCUCUGUCCAUCUUUCAUUCUUUUUCACUCUGUCCUUCUUUCCUUUUCUUUUCACUCUGUCAAACUACUGUAAAGCUGCAAUGUUAGAGCUGCUAGUUAGCAUCAUUAAAAGAGAUUAAGUAAGGCCUAUUUUUAUUGUACUGACUUGCAACUUAUGUUAUGGUGUAAAGUUAUAAGUGCUUUUUAGAAAUACAAGUAGGUGAGUACUGUGGUAUUAAUCUAUGGAGAAAUGACUGACAACAAUAUAUGCUUUACCUUAAAUGAUAUCACAUCGUAAUAUGUGAGAAAAUAUAAGUUUGCCUCUAAUUGUACUUGUUUCAGAGAACUACAGAUGUUUUAGAUGAUGUUUUGUGGAGCUCAACGGCAUGUAGCUUUGAUUUUCUGUAGCAUGUUUUGUAUCUUCAGGGUUUAGUUGUUAAGCCCAAAAGCAAAUGGGCAGAAUUGUUCUUACAGUGCCUUUAAUUUGUUUUAUUGUAAAACAAACCUCCUUAGAUUACAUUUUUAAGCUGUUUUCUAUAAUCACGAACACAUCUGCAAGCAUGUUUCAGCUGGGAAUUGUGUUGUAUAAACCAAUAGGGAAGAUUUUAAACAACAACUAUAAACAAUUAAGAUUAGUUUUUAUUGAGAGUAAAAAGCUCCAUUUAUUUCUUGCCCUAGAUAAUAAAAAAAUUAGGGAUGUCCUGAUUCGAUAUUCUGGAUGGGUAUGGGGGCGGAUCCAGGCUGUUUUGCUGGAUCAGAUAUCGGAUCAAGGACCGACAACAUGACUGAUUCCGAUACUAUGCGUUAGCUGUGGUUUUUACUGACAAGCUAUUAAAAGGACAUAGUAUUAUAAAAGCACCAUAAGCGUUUCAUGCACUAUAUUCAAAGUCUUUAAAUACACUCUGUAGCUUCAUGUGAAGGAGCAAGUAAGUAAGUAACUUACUCGCAAACUGAGAUAAUUCACUGGUGAAGCAGGCAGACGGUCAUUCUCACAAACAAACACAUGACAACUGUAGGCUAUUUUAAAGAUCUGAUUUUAUGAAGUCUCAGUAAGCCGCUGGAUGGAUGCAAUUUACUAUGUGCUGAGCACAUGAUGCAUCUAUUCCCUUUGUGUUUUACCAGUUAUGAAAUGCCCAUUGCUGAGCGAGGAUUCCCAUGAGAGGAGGCUUCAAUUAAACGUAGCACGUAUAUGACUUAGGUGCAUCAAUUCUGCACCCGGAAUGUGCAUAAAAAGUCAGAUCAAGCGCAUAAUUCCCAAAAUAACCAUCUGCACACUAAAGCUUUUUUACUAUGACAGUUUAAGCCAAUAAGGAAAAAAUAUUUAGCAUACUUAAUUGAUCAAACGUACCUAUUAUAUGUUCUCUUAAACACUGCCAUGAUUAAUACUAAUAACUUGUAAAUCAUUAUAAAUUGAUGGGGGGUGAUGGCACACUGGAUAAGGCACACGCUUUUGGUGUGAGAGACCUGGGUUCGAAUCCACUGUGAGCAAGACACUUUACCCCUAGUUGCUCCAGAGGCCUGCGACCUCUGACAUAUAUAGCAAUUGGCUUUAUGCCCAGCUGCACUACUUCCUGAACUUCAGCCAGCUCCUUGUUUCCUGUCUGCCAUUAUUGGACAAACUGAUUAAUCCAGGUGUGUCUGAUUAUUGUUGUUGUGACUACUGAGGUCAGGCACACCUGGAUUAAUCAGUUUGUUUGUGACUACUGAGGUCAGGCA
Paramisgurnus dabryanus is the source of this 4074-nucleotide messenger RNA. NCBI's taxonomy places the organism in Eukaryota, Metazoa, Chordata, Actinopteri, Cypriniformes, Cobitidae. The record is from RefSeq and is a predicted model, not a curated record.